UACAUAUCUAUUAUAUCAACUUUCAAGUCUCAUCAGCUCACUGAACAAACUAAACCAAGGUAUUAUUGUCAAUUGUCUAGCUAUAUCAAGAUUUCAAUUUUCAAGAACAAGAACAAUUAUGGAGGUGAUUAUUAGAAGGAAAAGCCUCAAGUCUCUGGUGACAAAGGUAGUUAAAGGUCUUGCAUUCUUGGCCCUAAGUAAAAGGGCUUAUCCCAUAAGUGACAUCGACGACGACGGCGACGAAGAAAUAGUAACAUCGGUGCCGGAAGGGCAUUUUGCGGUUAUAGCAAUGGAGGGUGGUGAUGAAGAAGAGAAGAAGAGGUUCAUGAUUGAAUUGGAUUAUUUGACGGAUCCGGCGUUCUUGAAGCUUCUGGAGAUGGCUAAGGAAGAAUAUGGAUUUCAACACAAAGGUGCUCUUGCUCUUCCAUGCACCCCUCAGCAACUUCGCAACAUUUUACAUAAUCAUCAAUUGUAACACUUUACUUUUGUCACAGUUCAUAAACAUUAAUCUACUUAUAUGUAUACAUACAAUACACACAAAGUUACACAUUAAUUCCUAGUUGAUUAAACACCUCACCAUUUCUGUUUUUGCAUAUUGGUGGACAUCUGAAAAGGAAUAGUUCUAUUUCUAUUUCAUAUA
Arachis stenosperma is the source of this 640-nucleotide messenger RNA. RefSeq names its product auxin-responsive protein SAUR21-like. The record is from RefSeq and is a predicted model, not a curated record. Bases 119 to 475 code for a protein of 118 amino acids. NCBI's taxonomy places the organism in Eukaryota, Viridiplantae, Streptophyta, Magnoliopsida, Fabales, Fabaceae. The transcript has a single exon. Gene Ontology annotation, biological process: response to auxin.